Messenger RNA from Mercenaria mercenaria, 610 nucleotides. RefSeq lists its product as uncharacterized. The record is from RefSeq and is a predicted model, not a curated record. Bases 98 to 595 code for a protein of 165 amino acids. Lineage: Eukaryota; Metazoa; Mollusca; Bivalvia; Venerida; Veneridae. The transcript is spliced from 2 exons.
GGUGACGUCGUUACUAUGAUACACUAACGUCAAACGUCAAACAACAUUGUUAGUUAUUAGCCACUUUUAUUACAUCGCUCGCAAAUAUUGGCAAAACAUGGCAAAACAAAUCGACACAACAGCUAGAAACAGUGUUUGGAGACGACUUUCUAAGAAUAUCAGCAAAAGUAAGAUCGGUGCAUUUGCACGUUGUAUAAAUGAAGCGCUUGGAAAUCUGAGUCUCUGCAAAACCGCAGGAAGAAGACGUCAGAAGAUGGACAGUACUGAUUACAUUUUAGAAGAUGAAGAGGUAUCUCCACGUGGAGCAAUAGGAUUCGUAUAUCCAGAAGAUAGAUAUCGUAGCAAUAGCGAACUGCUAGAACAGUUAGAAGUGCUGGAAAAAAGAUUUAACAAACAGUCAGAGAUAAUUGCUGCAGCGAAAGGUACGCACGUGCAUCUGAAGAAAGCAAAGCCAUAUCACGGAUAUAUUUCACCAGAUCUUGGAAUGGAACCUAAUGUUACCAUACGUCCAUCUCAGAACAACGAGGACAGAUUUGCCAUCAUACAAAAGCUGGUUAAACAACUCCAACACAGAGGACAGAACAUAGAAGGUUAACAAUUUCUCAUUACC